Molecule: messenger RNA, 1770 nt
Organism: Maudiozyma barnettii
Lineage: Eukaryota; Fungi; Ascomycota; Saccharomycetes; Saccharomycetales; Saccharomycetaceae
Gene: CPS1
Product: Gly-Xaa carboxypeptidase
Exons: 1
Coding region: 1-1770 (589 amino acids)
Cellular component (GO): fungal-type vacuole lumen
Molecular function (GO): metallocarboxypeptidase activity
Source: RefSeq, a predicted model, not a curated record
AUGGCUAUUCAUUUACCUGUGGACUCUAAAUUGUCUACUGAAGAUUUUGAAGCUCAAAGACCAAGAACUUAUAAUAGUAAAGUUCGUAAAUUAGCCUCAAUUGGAGGUAUAUUUGUAUUUGGUAUUCUAUUCGUUACUAAUUAUAUUACUUUUUCAAAUGUCGAUACCAAUGAAAUUGAAGAUUUCUCUUCAAUGAGUAAAGGUUGUCAAAAGAUUGAACCUUUAAUUCCAUCAUUUAAUAAAUCGAUUGGUACUAUCUUAAACGAUCCUUUAUACAAAGAAUUAUCUAUUGAAAGAUUAUCAGGUGCUGUUCAAAUUUCAACUGAAGUGAAAGAUGUCAAUCCAGAUCCUUUAGAAGAUCCUGAGUUCUAUUCUAAUUUUGUUAUCUUACAUACAUUCUUAGAAAAAUCUUUCCCAUUGGUUCACUCAAAAUUAAACUUGGAAAAGAUUAAUAAGUAUGGUCUACUAUAUACUUGGGAAGGUGAAAACCCAGAUUUAAAACCAAUCUUAAUGAUGUCUCAUCAAGAUGUUGUCCCUGUGAAUAAAGAAACUUGGGAUUCUUGGAAAUAUCCACCUUUUGCAGGUCAUUAUGAACCUGAAUCCGAUUUACUUUGGGGUAGAGGCUCUAACGACUGUAAAAAUUUAUUAGUUGCUCAAUUGGAAGCUCUAGAAAAAUUAUUGGAAGAUGGUUUUGUACCAAGUCGUUCAAUUUUAUUGUCCGUUGGGUUUGAUGAAGAAGCUAGUGGUAUUUGGGGUGCACGUUUCUUAAGUCCACAUAUCCAUGAACGUUAUGGUGAUGAUGGUAUCUUAAUUAUCCUUGAUGAAGGUGCAGGUAUCACUGAAAUCGAUGAAAAUGUCUUUGUUGCCACUCCCGUCAAUGGUGAAAAGGGUUACGUCGAUGUCGAAAUCACCAUCUCUGGUCAUGGUGGACAUUCUUCUAUUCCACCACCUCAUACUACCAUUGGUAUUGCAGCUGAAUUGAUUGCACUUUUAGAAAAUAAUCCGUUUGAUUCUGAAUUUAGAGUAGAUAAUCCAAUUUAUGGCGCAUUACAAUGUAUGGCUGAACAUUCUACAAAAUUACCAAAAACUACAAGAAAGAAAAUCAUUAAGGCUCCACUUUGUAAGAAAGCUAGAGAAUACGUUAAUGAAUUCUUGACUCAACAACCUAUGUUGCGUGAUUUAGUUAGAUCCACUUUGGCAGUGGAUAUCAUUCAUGGGGGUGUCAAGGCCAAUGCCUUACCUGAAGACACUAAGUUCUUGGUUAAUCAUAGAGUCAUCCUACAUUCUAAUGUUAACGAGACUGUCCAAAGAGAUAUCGAUUAUGCUUUCGAAAUCGCUGACCAACAUGACUAUGGUGUCUCUGUCAAUGGCGUUGUAUUAAAGGAAACUACUGAGAAUGGAAUCAUUAGUCUAAGGACCAUCAAUCCUUUGGAACCAGCCCCAAUCUCUCCAAAUGAAGGUCCGGUAUGGGAUUUGCUUGCGGGUACCAUCCAGGAUCUAUUUGAAAACAGUGUUUUUAAGAAGACCCCAGAAGAGGAUAAAGAGAUCUAUGUUACUACCGGUUUGUUUUCUGGUAACACCGAUACUAAAUACUAUUGGAAUCUAACCAAGAACAUUUACAGGUUUGUUGGUUCCAUUGUGGAUCCAACUAUUAUGGAAACUGUACAUUCUGUCAACGAACAUGUCGACAUGGAAGGCCAUUUAUCAGCAAUUGCAUUCGUGUACGAGUUCAUUGUCAACGUCAGUGAACAUGGUUCUGAUCUUGAAUAG